UGUUUUAUUUAAUUAUGACAAUGUAUUGUCAUUUAACACACCAAUAGAAUGUCAAAUAAAUACUCAAAUCAAAUAUUAAAAUAUGUAACUGUAAUGGUAAUUAUCCAAAGGACACAUGGAGGUGUAUUACGUGGGGAGAAUGGGGAGGUGACCGCUCCUCCACUCCUGUGGGUUAAAGCUCUCGACAUGGUGAUGGAUCGGCUGAUUGUUGCUGGGGUUGACUUCUCUGCUGUUGAAGCCAUAUCUGGUGCUGCACAGCAACAUGGAUCAGUCUGGUGGGCCCGGGAUGCUGAAUCACGUUUAAGUUCGUUAGCCAGCGACCACUUUUUACACACACAGCUGGCCUCUGCAUUUGUUGCCAAUUCACCAGUAUGGAUGGAUUCUAGUACUACUGAAGAUUGUAAAGCACUGGAGGAGGCCUUUGGAGGCCCAGAGGAGCUUGCUAAAAUCACUGGAUCCAGAGCAUAUGAACGGUUCACGGGCAGCCAAAUACGAAAAGUGUACCGUACUCGUCAACGAGUGUACCAGGCCACUGCAAGAAUAUCACUGGUAUCGUCCUUUGCCUGCUCACUGUUCCUGGGAAAAAUAGCACCCAUAGACCUAGCCGACGGAUCCGGGAUGAAUUUACUUGAUAUCCGUACUAUGAAAUGGGAUGAGAAAGCAUUAAAGGCUUGUGGUGACGAUAGUUUGGAAAGUAAACUGGGCAACCCUGUGCCAUCGGCUACGGACCUGGGUGCCGUAUCUCUAUACUUCGUGGACCGCUAUGGGUUCCAAUCUAAAUGCAGGGUGGUGGCGUUCACCGGGGAUAACUGCUCAGCAUUAGCAGGUUUACGUCUUCGAUCCGGUUGGGUGGGCCUAAGUUUAGGGACUAGUGACACAUUACUGGUGGGCUUGGACCAGCCGGCGGCGCCCACCGCCGGGCACGUGCUAGUGGGCCCCACGGCCCACGCGCCUUACAUGGCGCUGCUGUGCUUCGCCAACGGAUCGCUCACGCGACAGAACCAUCGGGACCGACUCGCCGGGCCCAGUUGGGACUCCUUCAACGAUCUGCUUAGAGCUACAGUUAGAGGAAACAUGGGGUACAUGGGCAUCUACUACGAUACCGCGGAGAUAUUGCCACGCGCUUCGGCCGGCCGAUGGUUGUGGGACUCUCAGGGGCGCGCUAUAGAGAAGCUCGCAGCGCAGUUCGAGGCCCGCGCCCUCCUGGAGGGUCAGGCCCUCGCCCGCCGCGCACACGCCGCCCACUUGGGACUCAUCAUAGAUUCAUCAUCUCGCGUAGUGGCGACGGGCGGCGCGUCCGUCAACAAAGAACUGUUGCAGAUAUUCGCGGAUGUAUUCAACGCACCAGUCUAUAUACAAGAGGAGCACGCUAACGCAGCGUUACUGGGCGCUGCAAUACGAGCCGCCGAUGUAUGGAGCGAUGACGCCGGCAUCAAACUACCAGGUGAGUACUUAUUACUGCUCAAAAGAAAACUGUUGCUUCCUGUUCAAAAAUAAAAUACUCAAUUUACAC
Messenger RNA from Diatraea saccharalis (sugarcane borer), 1513 nucleotides. The record is from the annotation of a GenBank genome assembly. Lineage: Eukaryota; Metazoa; Arthropoda; Insecta; Lepidoptera; Crambidae.